This is a messenger RNA of Cladocopium goreaui, 858 nucleotides long. Lineage: Eukaryota; Dinophyceae; Suessiales; Symbiodiniaceae. The record is from the annotation of a GenBank genome assembly.
CCUUUGGCUCCGGAUCUCUCGGGAAUGUCUCGGGGAUCUCUCGGGAAUCUGCAGAAUCCUCUCUGUUGUAAGGUUAUGGAGGAGACCGAGAUGCCGGAGCGGGUGGAGGCACUGCUUCAAAACACCUUGGCGCACAUCACGCAGAUGGGCUGUUCCAAAGAAACGCGCCGGCGUAUGAAGCAACGACUGCACCGAAGGCUGGAUCUAUUGGUGAAAGGUGAUCGUGACGAGUACGAUCGCCACCUUGAGCGCUUCCAUCAAAUGCUUGAGGAGAGCAGGGCUCAGCUGGGGCCAUCCAAACGCACGCUCAUGAGAGAGGUGCAGGAUCCUCCCAGACGUUACCAUCUCGACCUCGCAGUGGACUUUGACUAUGGCUACAACGGCUAUGCGGCCCAACCAAAUUAUGCUUUUUUCCAGACUCAACCAUUGAUGCGACCAGGACAUCACCUCUCGUAUCCAAACUACAUUGAGGCUGGCUAUCGAGAGGACCCAAUCCCCGGAUGGAAUCCUUGGAGCACGGACAUCUAUGGCGCCUGGGAAGUCCCUCCUGGUCCGUCGAUCGCGCCUCGUCGAUCGCGCAGUGUGCCGCGCUCAUCACUGCGCCCAGCGCCUGCUUUUCAACCGAUGAACGGCCAAAACUACGGCGCUUCGGCCUACCGCGGAAGCUAUGGAAGCACGGCUGGAAGCUUUGCACCGGUGCAGGUAUGCGAGGCAGCUGUGGCUGCAGCAGAUGCACGGCGAUCCCUUGCACUGCCUGCUUCAUUUCAAGAAUACGCCGUCCCUGAGCCAAAGCCUGAAGUUCCCAAGUUCGCGAGGGCAGCAGAUUGGUUGGAUGCCGGACUUAAGGAGUCCUUGUGA